AUGAGAUUCGAGCACUUCAUCACAGACGAACAGCAAAAAGCCCUCCGGGUCUGUUGGGAUCGUUUAUUGCACACCAAGCCGAAGCACCUCCUCAAGAAAGACAAAAACCGCUCAGCUACGGACGCAUACCAUUUUGGCACAUGGGAGGUGACUGGUGCGCAGCCCCGCCUGACUUCGGAGACUGAGGCACAGUCUCUUGAGGCUAUCAAGGUGAUGGAUGACCUUUUGUUUUUUAUUAAAACUGCCAUCGCUCCCAAAGUUUCCACUGUAUUUAAGGAUCAUGCGCCGAUCCAAUGGGAGGCAAUUCAAAAAGCUUAUACUCGUGCGCAUCAGCACCUCGGGCAUAAAUACCAGUUGCGUCCAAAUCUCGAUAUGGGAGGACCUUUUUUUGCAAUCGCCGCAAAAGAAUCGGGGUCAGGGGUCGUGCACAUCGACUGGAAUGACGAUCGUGCGCUCUAUACUUUUGUUUUUGCGGUUGGUGACUGGGAGGGAGGGGAGUUCUGUGUCCCGCAAUUAGGCAUCAAAAUUCCCGUUCGCCCCGGUCAACUAUUGGCAGUCUUAGCUCGGGUCCUCGCUCACUUUAGCGCUCCAGUCACAAGUGGCCGUAGAAUAGUAUUUACUUGUUUCACGGACCGUUUGCUUUUCCGUCACAGUCAUAAUAUUCCAGUAGUUGUCUUGGCAUAG
Molecule: messenger RNA, 684 nt
Organism: Suillus fuscotomentosus
Lineage: Eukaryota; Fungi; Basidiomycota; Agaricomycetes; Boletales; Suillaceae
Exons: 2
Coding region: 1-684 (227 amino acids)
Source: RefSeq, a predicted model, not a curated record